GUUGACUAGUUCAAACAGACCAAAAGAAACAUUCUUUGAUUGGUUUUUCAAUCCCUUGUUGAUCAUCAAGGACCAGAUAAAAGCAGAAAACCUAUCUGAAGCAGAAGAGGCCUACCUUUGCAUGUUAGUUCUGUUGAAUGGUGAUCCUUUGAGGUCGAAAAACUCAAACAUUGUCUCACCACCUGAAUCUGAGCGUAAACAGGCUGAACUUGAUGCAUUUGCUCGAAGGCUCCAAGGUAUCACUAAGUCUAUCUCAAGGUACCCAACUUUUAGGCGUCGAUUUGAGAAUCUUGUGAAUGCCAUAUCUGAUGAUCUUGCCCAGAAUGAUGGUAGCACCAAACCAACCGAUGGACCAAAAACAAUUCCAAGAUCAAAGAGUGCCCUUGCCCGAUUGUUCAGCCAGAAAUCUUUUAGUUUUACGAACAAAACAAGCAAUCAUGGGUAUGAUUCAGAAUCACAAACAGUCGUAAAUGAUGUGACAAUCACAUAAUGAAAUAUGUUAAAAGUAGCCUUUGUUUUCUCUCUUUUUUUUCUUCUUCUUAUUGGGUUUUUUUAGAGAUUAUUUUUGUUCAUUCUGCAAAGGGUAGUUAACCUAGAAGAAUGUAUUUUUCGAUAUACUGUAUGUAUUUUUCAAUGUACUGUAUACAAAUAUGAUUGCAAUUGCAAAGAGAUGAAUGUUGUUGGUGGAUCUGAUAUGAUA
Molecule: messenger RNA, 700 nt
Organism: Prunus mume (Japanese apricot)
Lineage: Eukaryota; Viridiplantae; Streptophyta; Magnoliopsida; Rosales; Rosaceae
Source: RefSeq, a predicted model, not a curated record